AUGGGAAUCACGAAGAACCCCGUGAUCGCGCUCACGCUCACACUCGCUGGAAUAGUCAGCGCUCAGUCUUCGGUGGUUAAUAUAUUUUUCCCCGGUGCUGAUCAGCAAACACUUGUGGGAUCUAUCAUUGCGUCGGAUUCCUCAAAAACUACCAUGGCUGUUGCCUGUCCAAGCGAUGCGGACACCUUCGAUUGUGGCCUCAUCGAACCCAUUACUGUCACUGUUGGCUCGUCAACGUUUCACGCGGAGGAGUCUUUCGAGACAAUAUCGGUCACCCUGGAUUGUGCGGUGACCGGAACCACGGCCGCAACUUGUGAAGAGACGUAUGUUGGACCGGCGGGCUUGAUUGAGACCGACAUAGACUCAUUGACGGCAACGGAUGCCACGAUCAAUACCCAAGUCACCACGACGGCGACUACCACGACCCUUUCACAGACCGAAAUUGCGUUCAUUCCAGUCACCAUUAGUGCCGGUGCCGUCUCGAACGCCAGUGCAGGGACAGGAGCAACUGGAAGCGCAUCUACGACAGCGGCAACAGGAUCAAGUGAGACACAAUCGGCCGACUCAGCAUCUGGAACUAGCAGCUCGUCUAGCAGCAGCGGAAGUGCUACCCCGCCGACAGAGAGCGGCAAUGGGGCUGCUAAGAGUGGUUUCCGGGUAUUGGCAUCGACUGCUGCUGGUGCCGGACUCAUUGGGUUGACCAUCGCAUUGUUGUAA
This is a messenger RNA of Rhinocladiella mackenziei CBS 650.93, 717 nucleotides long. RefSeq lists its product as uncharacterized. The record is from RefSeq and is a predicted model, not a curated record. The transcript is spliced from 2 exons. Lineage: Eukaryota; Fungi; Ascomycota; Eurotiomycetes; Chaetothyriales; Herpotrichiellaceae. Bases 1 to 717 code for a protein of 238 amino acids.